This is a messenger RNA of Brienomyrus brachyistius, 3824 nucleotides long. It is a transcript of the gene nrros, whose product is annotated as negative regulator of reactive oxygen species. The transcript is spliced from 4 exons. Lineage: Eukaryota; Metazoa; Chordata; Actinopteri; Osteoglossiformes; Mormyridae. The coding region runs from base 1188 to 3272 and encodes 694 amino acids. The record is from RefSeq and is a predicted model, not a curated record. Gene Ontology annotation, molecular function: protein binding.
GCCUUUAAGUCCCAUCUUUUCAUGGAGUCCGACUGGCCGACCCAUCUUUCAUAAAAAUGUACAUUGCUUAAAAAGUGUCUGUUAAAUAAAUGUAAAUGAUUUAGUGCUUUUGUCAAAAUAGUAAUUUUCUGAGGCUUAAAAUGGUACAGAGACACAAUGUUGUCAUUACUAAGAAGGAAGACUUAAAAACCAACUUCUGGUGAAGACGGUACUUCGUGAUUUUGAAGCGUGAUAUGGAUGCUAAUGGCAAAAAUGACCCGACUGACAUUGAAACAUACUUCGCUUGGGCUUCUUUUAAAUGAAAAGCUGGCUGUAUAUCAGGCGUGUCGCUUUGUGAUGAUAUAAUGCGCAUUUUCAUCGUCUGAGGCGCGCGUCUUUGAAAAGGCAGAAUCUGGCGUCUGCAUGCGCCAGCAGGAGUGUCAAAAACCCGAUAAUGAAUGAGUAGCAGCAGUGCAUUUUUCUUCCACAAUGGUGUGCUGUUGGUCUGUUUACGGAAAACAGCGUGCAGUUAGCAGGCAAAGUGAAAUGCAGCGGACAUGCGUUCAUGGGCAGUACGGGGCAGUACUUCAAAUCCCCCAAUGAAAUGCGAGCCUGGUGUUGACCGUGGUUAGUCCUUUAGCGCUUGAAGACCACUCAUUGUAAUUCCAUAAGUGGGACCUUUGUCUGUUCAGCUUUGUUCAGCUCCCGGGACCCUGUGCAACAUAAGCAGCUGGCGCAUGCAUCUAUAUGCACGUGUGAACAUAUUAUCCGGAUCGCAGUACAUUAAUUUAAUUUAACUAAAUUAAAUUAUUUAGAUCUCUACACGUGACUGGACCGCAGUAUCGGGAAUUCAUAGGCUUUGCCUGCAGCGGAUGGAUGGAAAAGCGGAAUCACUGCGAAUUGUCAUAUGACUCUAAGAUUCAGCUUGAGAGGGUCUGCCUGCUGUCACAUUUAAUUUGUCUUCUACUAGUACUGAAUGUACUAGUUCGUAUUAUAUACGAUGUUAGGUGACUGGGAUGGGCAAUAGAUUUGUUGAAAUGAUCGUUCUGAAUGCGGUUAAUCGAUAGACGAAACUGGACCACAUUAUCUCCGUCAGUCCUGAAGCUGCAGGAUGCAGGGCACCAUCCAUCUCCGCUGCAUGCAAGACGGACAGCCUCGGGCAAGAGCCGGGAACAUGGUCCGCAGGUGUGCGCACGAUCAGGACCAUCAUGCCUGUCGAUGACCAUAUGAUGGGCAUCGUCUCAAACCUCCUGCCCUGCUUAGUGUGCUUCUCCCUGGGGCUGGCGUGGAACCUGCUGAUGCAAAGCUCCUGCCUUCCACUGCAGUCACCGUGCAAGCUGGUUGAAAAAACUGCCUUUUGUAGCCACUGCCAGCUGUCGUCGGUGCCUGGAGAUUUGCCAGAAGACAUCGAUGAGCUACAACUGAAUCACAAUCCAAUCAAAGUGCUGCACAGCUCUGGCCUUUCUCGUUACCCCGCACUCAGCAGUUUGAGCUGUACAAAUGCUCUUCUGGAUGCCGUGGAGAUUAAUUCCCUCUAUACUCCACACAUGCUGGAGAAGUUGAAUCUAGCUGAUAAUAACCUGCAUGCUGGAUACCAGCAGACGGGCUGGGUGCUACACACCUUGGUGAAUCUAAGGAGCCUGGACCUUUCUGGAAAUGGGCUGACGGAAGACAUGGUGGCCUUCCUGCUGGAGAACAUGACCUCCCUGGAGUACUUGUACCUUUCCAGAAAUAUGCUAUUGAGGUUAGACGAAAGUACAUUUCGGGACCUUCACCGGCUGAGGGAGCUGGACCUAGACAGGAACAUGCUUUUUGAGAUCGACGGGGCAUUUGAUGGCCUUCAGGAUCUUCAGCGCCUCACCAUGGCUUUCAACCGCCUGCCCUGCUUAAUCCAGUUCCAACUAACUCAGCUGGUGCUACUGAAUGCAAGCCACAAUUCCAUCGAGUGGUUUGUGUCCAACCAGAAUCUGGAAGAUACCUUUGAAUUGGAGACUUUGGAUCUCUCCAGCAACAGCCUCCUCUUCUUUCCCUUUCUCCCCACAAAGAGUCACAUUCGCCAUCUGCUGCUCGCUGACAAUCGCAUCAGCUUUUAUGAGCACUUUGAUGAAAACACUUCUCCAAACUGGACCACCACGGUCCAAUUCUCUAACCUGGAUAGUAAUGCGAGCCAAGUGUCGGCCAAACUGUGGGACGAGAGUCUCCAUGGGGAAAUCUCUACACUGCAUCUCCUUGAUCUGAGUCGCAAUCAGGUGAGCUACCUUCCUCAAGGAUUCCUUAGCAAGCUGAAAUCUUUAAAAAGACUGAAGUUGCAGAAGAACUGCCUGGAGUCCUUUGACCUGAGGACAGAGGAACUCCCAGUGUCUCUGCAGGAGCUGGAUAUCAGUGACAACAGCUUAUAUCUUUUCAAAGGCAACCACAGCUCUUGGAAUAAGUUGAGGGACCUCAUGCAUGUCAAUCUGAGCUUUAAUGCCCUUAAGCAAAUCCCUUCAAGGCUAUUUCAAUUCCUCCCCAGCCUCAAAACAGCAGAUCUGAGUUACAACCAUAUCGGUAUCUGCUCCUCAGAGGAGGACGCUGAGAUCGCUGAUGAUUCUGACUGUGUGACGUGGAGAAGCUUGGCUUCUCUCAGAGAGCUGUACCUUGCAGGGUGCGAUCUGGGCCCACUGCCCUCCUCAGCCUUUGAGGGAACCCAGUUAACGCAUCUGGAGCUGUCAGAAAACACAGGCAUCCUUAUCAGGAAUGAUUCUUUGAUGAGUCUCAAUAGAACUCUGCAGCACUUGGGCUUGGGAAACACUGGCACCUCCCAUUUAGAUUUUACGCCCUUCCAUCGUUUAAGGUCUUUAAAUAUGUCAGUGAAUUUCCUCUUCCAACUUCCAGAAUCCAUGAUGAGCCUUGAUUUGAGGUGGUUAAAUUUGAUGGGCAACGAGCUGACCACCAUCCCUCCUCAUCAAGCCAGAAUCCUAGCCCAGAGGCUACACACAGUUUUUCUUGGAGGAAACCCCUUCAACUGUUGUAACCUGGGAUGGUACCAGCUGUUUAAGGAUGUGAAGAGUUUGAGCAUAGAGGACCAGGCUGAGAUGACAUGUCUGCUUUUAAAUGGGGGCAGGCAGAGUAUCGAGGCGCGACCCUGGGCAGUGUGCGAGGACAAGGGAGAGCCCAGCUGGUGGUAUGUUGUCCUCUUCCUGCCGGUUGUCCUGUCACUGAUGGGGGUCACUGUGGUCUUCUUAAUCACAUUCAGACCCAAACUGUUACCAAGAGUCAUCAAGAAGACAUGGCAGAGACCAACAUCAUAUUGAAGUGGCUUCCAUCAUCUACUCAAUAUGGACUUCUACUCAAUGGCAUGAACGUUGUAUUUUUAAAGAUGCUGACCUAUUUCAAGAACAACAGAACAAGAGUUGUGCAUGGCAGAGAUUCAUAUGAAUAAAACAUGGCCAAUGGGUUUUAUCAUAGCAGUAGCAUCACUGUUGUGUUACUCUGUGGCCAAUCAUCUGUAUACCUGUGUGAGGAAAAAAAACCUCUAAUAAGGUUUCCAUUGAGUAUCUCAUGCCUGACAAAGUUCAAAGCCGCUUUAAUCCCUAGAUGGUUGAUAUGAGCCUGCGGCUUGAGGCGUGUGCGCGAGUGUGAGCAUGGGUAUGUGUAUGCGCGUGUCGGGUGCAUUUGCAGAAGUCUUGUAAGACAAGCUGUUGCUAAAUGCAGGAAAGGAAAUGUGAAAUUUCCUGUUUUGCUGAGUUCUGCAAUUGCCCAGUUUUGUACCACAGAAAAGGGCUUGAUUUUGACUACUGGUUGAGCAUGAUGCAGAACUGCAUUUUGAUGACUUCUCAAUGCUCGAUUAAAGAUUCAGUGAAAUA